Messenger RNA from Puccinia triticina, 1458 nucleotides. RefSeq lists its product as uncharacterized. The coding region runs from base 1 to 1458 and encodes 485 amino acids. NCBI's taxonomy places the organism in Eukaryota, Fungi, Basidiomycota, Pucciniomycetes, Pucciniales, Pucciniaceae. Gene Ontology annotation, biological process: 'de novo' AMP biosynthetic process. The transcript has 6 exons. Gene Ontology annotation, cellular component: cytosol. Gene Ontology annotation, molecular function: N6-(1,2-dicarboxyethyl)AMP AMP-lyase (fumarate-forming) activity; (S)-2-(5-amino-1-(5-phospho-D-ribosyl)imidazole-4-carboxamido) succinate lyase (fumarate-forming) activity. The record is from RefSeq and is a predicted model, not a curated record.
AUGCCUUCUGCAUCGUCCCUGGACACCUACCAGACUCCCUUGGCAUCACGAUAUGCAUCUGUUGAAAUGUCAAGCCUAUUCUCGAACCAAACUCGAUUUGGUACUUGGCGACAGCUGUGGCUCUCUUUGGCUGAGGCUGAAAAGGAGCUGGGAUUGCCAAUCUCCGAAGAAGCUAUUACAGAAAUGAGGGCCAAUCUUGUUUUGGACCACAAACAAAUGGAAAUCGCUGCGGACGAGGAACGCAAAAGGAGACACGAUGUUAUGGCUCAUGUUCACACGUUUGGCUUGGUGUGUCCGAAGGCUGCACCAAUUAUCCAUCUCGGUGCAACAUCAUGCUACGUUACAGACAAUGCGGAUCUGAUUUUCUUGCGCCGAGGAUUUGAAAUCCUAAUACCCAAAUUGGCCCUGGUCAUUGCGCGAUUAUCAAAGUUUGCGGUCGAAUACAAAGACCUACCGACCUUAGGCUGGACACACUUCCAACCAGCUCAAUUGACAACCGUUGGAAAACGAGCGACACUAUGGAUCCAAGAGCUGUUGAUGGACUUGAGGAAUCUGGUACGAGCCAAAGCUGAUCUAGGUUUCCGCGGCGUCAAGGGUACAACUGGAACUCAAGCAUCAUUCCUAGCACUUUUUGAUGGAAACCAUGAAUUAGUCGAAAAACUUGAUGAGCUGGUCACCAAGAAAUCCGGUUUCGAAUUCGCCUAUCCCGUCUCAGGUCAAACCUAUACUCGCAAAAUUGAUAUCGAUUCUUUGGCACCGCUAUCUUCUCUCGGUGCGACCGCUCACAAAAUCGCCACUGAUAUUCGAUUGUUAGCAAACCUUAAAGAAAUUGAAGAACCGUUUGAGUCUAGUCAAAUAGGAAGUAGUGCAAUGGCUUACAAGCGAAAUCCGAUGCGCUGCGAGCGUAUUUGCUCACUGGCUCGCCAUCUCAUGGUCCUCCAACAAAAUGCCAUGAUGACCGCGUCGGUGCAAUGGUUUGAGAGGACUCUAGACGAUUCCGCCAAUCGACGAGUCACGAUUCCAGAGGCCUUUUUGACGGCAGAUAUCAUUUUAACAACAUUACAAAACGUCAGUGAAGGAAUGGUGGUUUAUCCAGCGAUCAUCUCACGACACAUACAUGCCGAGCUGCCAUUUAUGGCGACUGAAAAUAUCAUAAUGGAGAUGGUCAGGCUGGGAGGGGAUAGGCAACACUGUCAUGAACAGAUUCGAGUGUUGAGUCAUCAGGCAGCUAAAGUGAUCAAGGAAGAAGGUGGGGACAACGACUUGAUUGAGCGAAUUAGAAAUGACGCUUUCUUUGAACCGAUUCAUCACAAGUUGGAUCAACUCUUGGACCCAAAAACCUUCAUUGGCCGUGCUCCCGAACAAGUCGACCAUUUUAUGAAAGAUUGGGUGACACCGGCGCUCGCGCCCUACCAAGAGUACAUCCAUGCUUCGGAACAUGCAGUGCUCCACGUUUAG